This is a messenger RNA of Hemiscyllium ocellatum (epaulette shark), 505 nucleotides long. RefSeq names its product ribosomal protein S26 (gene rps26). Gene Ontology annotation, biological process: translation. Gene Ontology annotation, molecular function: mRNA binding; structural constituent of ribosome. The record is from RefSeq and is a predicted model, not a curated record. Bases 99 to 449 code for a protein of 116 amino acids. Gene Ontology annotation, cellular component: cytosolic small ribosomal subunit; ribosome. NCBI's taxonomy places the organism in Eukaryota, Metazoa, Chordata, Chondrichthyes, Orectolobiformes, Hemiscylliidae. The transcript is spliced from 4 exons.
CAGCGUGAAGACGUUUUGACGAGUUGCUGGAGGCUUGAGGCGGAGAUAUAAAAGGAGCGCGCGCCGGUUGCCCUUUCUCUUUGUGACUCGUGCUGAAGAUGACUAAAAAGCGAAGGAAUAACGGGCGUGCAAAGAAGGGCCGGGGCCACGUCCAGCCCAUCAGAUGCACGAACUGUGCCCGUUGCGUCCCAAAAGACAAAGCCAUAAAGAAGUUCGUCAUCCGUAACAUUGUGGAGGCUGCUGCAGUUCGAGACAUUUCGGAGGCCAGUGUCUUUGAUGCAUAUGUGCUGCCCAAGCUGUAUGUAAAAUUGCACUACUGUGUCAGCUGUGCUAUCCACAGCAAAGUGGUGAGAAAUCGCUCGCGAGAGGCCAGGAAGGACCGCACUCCACCUCCACGUUUCAGGCCAGGUGCCAACAUCCCACGUGGUCCUCCUCAAAAGCCGAUGUGAGCAUUGCUGGAUCCUAUAAAUUGAUUUGAAAGAAUAAAGAUGCUGAAUAACUGAAA